AUGUGGCUGCUGGCCGAGCUAUGGCUUCUUGGAGCCACAGCCCUGAAAAAGACUGGUCAAGCCUUCAUCCCGGAGGUGCUAGUCUUCCCAACAGGCCUCAAACCCACUGAUUGGAAGUUACCAGACCAGUUGGGAACUAUUCAUUCACAGCUGAUCUCUUUAAAUUCAGACUCCCAAAGGGUUGGAGGACAAAAUUGGCAACAGCCUCCCCGAUUAGCAAACAAUUUCAGGAUACAUGAGGGUCCUUUUAAACACUAUAUGGACUCAAAGCUGGGGAAGCGGCUAGCAGGGAGGAAAGAACGCCGGUGUCGAUUUGGAGAUAUUAAUGUUCACAAGUGCUGCCAGUUUGGAAAGAUCUGUUCUCCGUUCCAGGCUCUGGCCACUCCAGAGAUGAGAAGACUGAUGCUGCCUCGGGACCUGCCCAUAAAUCCCCGGAUGGAGUACUUGGGAUUCUCCUGUACUCUAGACCCAGGACUCCAAGAUUUUUACUUAUCUUCCAAAGAUCUGAAUACUGAAGAAGAUAGUGACAAUGAAACAGAGAAACCAGUGACCCAAAUGAAAACACCUUUAUUCCCACCAAUGGUUAAAACAGUAAAAUCUAGUGACAUAAAAUGA
Messenger RNA from Vombatus ursinus (common wombat), 615 nucleotides. RefSeq lists its product as uncharacterized. NCBI's taxonomy places the organism in Eukaryota, Metazoa, Chordata, Mammalia, Diprotodontia, Vombatidae. Bases 1 to 615 code for a protein of 204 amino acids. The transcript has 5 exons. The record is from RefSeq and is a predicted model, not a curated record.